AUGGAUGAUGAGAACCUGUCUCACCCCCGGGCCUCGACUCGGUCGCGUCUCCCUCAACCCGGUCUGCGCGAAAUGACCUCUGCAACAACCAAUUCGCGAUCCCACAUUCCGCUACCGGGAAGCAUUGCCAACAAAGCCACCAGUGUCUCUCCGACCCGAUCUAAAGCCCCUAACCCCACGGAUACGAAGCGCUCCGGAUCAAUCAUUCGACAGCCCACCAGCCCGACUAAGACCCAUACCCGCGGAACCUCCUACGCCUCAUCCACCAUGUCCCGAAGCAAUUCAACAGCAACCCGAUCAAUCAAGGGAAGCUUCUCAUCUACCGUCGGUGCUGGCAGUAUUCGACCAGCCUCCUCAAUGGCACGACCAGCUUCUUCGAUCGGUACCCGCAAACUGAACGGCUCGUCAAUCUCUCGCCCCGCCACCUCGAUGGAUACCCGAAUGGACGAUGCCACAGGAAGUGUCCUGGGAAAAAGAAAGGGUAUGCAGUUUUUCUCCUUCCCUCACCGUGUUUUUUCCUUCCCCAAUGGAUCCCUUGGAGGAAUCAGCUCGAAUGGCCCUCGGAGCAGCGACACAACAUCAUCAACUGCCGACAACCCUAUCACUAGCUUGGCCACUCAACUUGCUUCUGUUUCCCUUGCGGAUAGUGGUGUCCCAGAUGUUGUUCCAUGCCCACUAUUCAAGCAACCCCCAACGGAUUACACCCCCCUUCAACCCAAUGAGACCUGCAGCACUCGCAAGCAACCCGCUCCCAUUUUCCUCACCAAAAAUUCCUCUGUUCACGUUUUUAACAGCUGUAUAGAUACCCAAUGGGACCACGAGCUUAGAGAAAAGCAUAUGAACGACAUGUUUGAAGUCUUCAUGUCACGGAUGAACCAGCAAGGCCAAAACAGUGCCGGCCUGAAGGAAUCGGUCGAUUUCUACAAGACCCGAAUUGACGAGCUUGAGAAAACUCGCGACACCCUCACAGAAAGCAAUACGAACCUACGGGUUGAGAUGGAGCUCUUGAAAACGCAAUUAAUAACUGCCGAGCAGUCCUUGAAGGUUGCUCAACGAGACCAAGAGAUCGCCAUGGAUGAUCUCGAAAUGCGCCAGCGGAUCGAGAUAGAAUCCAUUCGACAAGACAGCAAAAAAGACGCAGAGGCGCUGAGUGCUCGCCAUAAAAUCGAAAUGCAAGACCUUCGACGGCAGUUCGAAAAUGAAAUUGAAGAUGAGAAGGCAGCUCGGGUUCGUGAGCUCGGGAAAAUGACGUCGAAAAACGCCUCUGCCUUGCAAGAAUCGGAAAUAGAACUCAAAAGCAAACUCCGCGAGAUUGACUCGGUUAGCAGCUUGUUGGAGAGCACGAAAGCUGAAUUGGACCGCGAGCGAAAGCACACCAACGAUCUCCGUCAGAAUCUAGACACGGUCAGCAGCAACAGCGUCACUUUGGAGUCCACGAUUCGAGCCCUCAAGGCCCGGAUUGAGUUCCUCGAGGGCGGCCGGGAGGAACAAUCCGAAGCGUUUGAGCGAUGCAAUCAAGAUAUGAUGGACGCUCUAGCUGAAACCGAUGCGGUCAAGGAGAAGCUACGCAGAGAGGAAACACUCCGUCGCAAGCUUCACAACCAGGUCCAGGAACUGAAGGGAAAUAUCCGUGUCUUCUGCCGUGUCCGUCCGUCUUUGAAUAACGAGCCUGCCUCCCACCUCGCCGCCAUGCAAUAUCCCGAUGAGUCUGAGGACGCCAAGGAGAUUAAUAUCAUGGGUCCUGAAGAGAAGAGCAGUCUUGGCACCGUCUCGCGUAAGAAUAACAACUUCUCCUUCGAUCGCGUUUUUGGCCCCCGCACGCAGAAUGGAGAGGUCUUUGACGAAAUCAGUCAGCUUGUCCAGAGUGCUCUUGAUGGCUAUAAUGUUUGCAUUUUCUGCUAUGGUCAGACUGGCAGUGGUAAGACACACACCAUGUCUUCCCAGGAUGGUAUGAUCCCACGGGCCGUUCAUCAAAUAUACGAGACCGCACAAGGUCUGGAGGAGAAGGGCUGGCGCUAUACGAUGGCUGGAAACUUCGUGGAGGUGUACAAUGAGAACUUGAAUGAUUUGCUCGGUAACCCCGAUGAGUUGGAUAAGAAGAAGCAUGAAAUCCGCCACGAUAUGCAGCGCGGCAAGACAAUAAUCACAGAUAUCACGACGGUGCAGCUGGAUUCGCCCGAGAUGGUCGAGUCUAUUCUCAAGAACGCAGAUGCCAACCGCUCUGUGGCAGCGACAAAGGCGAACGAGCGAUCCUCGCGAUCUCACUCCGUCUUUAUUCUUAAACUCAUUGGGGAGAAUCACAUAACCGGCGAGCGCAGUGAGGGUACGCUCAACCUGGUCGAUCUCGCUGGUAGCGAGCGCCUGAGCCAUAGUGGGGCCACAGGUGAACGCCUCAAGGAGACUCAGAACAUUAAUCGCAGUCUCAGCUCCUUGGGUGAUGUGAUUGCGGCUCUUGGCCAAGGAAAGGAUGGUGGUCAUAUCCCAUACCGUAACAGCAAGCUUACCUACCUCCUUCAAUUCUCCCUUGGUGGCAACUCGAAAACCCUCAUGUUUGUCAUGGCCAGCCCGCUGCAGGCACACAUGUCGGAGACCUUGACCAGCUUGAAGUUCGCCACGAAGGUGCACAAUACUCAUAUCGGCACAGCAAAGCGACAGGCGCGUGUUCGCGACACUUGA
Molecule: messenger RNA, 2676 nt
Organism: Penicillium manginii
Lineage: Eukaryota; Fungi; Ascomycota; Eurotiomycetes; Eurotiales; Aspergillaceae
Product: putative kinesin family protein (KlpA)
Exons: 6
Coding region: 1-2676 (891 amino acids)
Biological process (GO): microtubule-based movement
Molecular function (GO): ATP binding; microtubule binding; microtubule motor activity
Source: RefSeq, a predicted model, not a curated record